AUGCGCAUCCGCCCUUCGGUCAUCGCUCUGUUCACUACGGCGGCGCUGAUCCAGCCUGUCGCGGCCGAAGGUUACGACACUCCUCUGAGCUCCUACGAUGAGGGCUUGUUCACACCUCUGGAAGACUUGGGGGCGCUUUCGUCGUCUCAAUUCACCACGCUACGCCAUCCUGCAAUGCCGUACCACUCCAUCCGUAUCAAAGAAUCGCGCUUCUGUGAUACUGGAGUAAAGACCUAUACGGGAUACAUCGACAUCGGCCUUCGCCAUAUGUUCUUCUACUUCUUCGAGAGUCGCCAUGAUCCAGACAACGACCCGCUCUUGUUCUGGACAAACGGCGGCCCCGGAGGUUCCGGCGCCAUGAGCCUCUUCACCGCGAUCGGCCCAUGUUUGGUCACCAACAAGAACACGACGGUCCACAAUCCGAACGCAUGGAACAAUCAAGCGAACACGGUGUACUUCGAGCAGCCCGUCGGAGUCGGCUUCUCAUACGCGGAUACCGGAGACGUUGUAGGAUCGACAAUGGAUGCAGGAGACGACAUUGUCGCUUUCCUGGGCAUAUUCUUCCAGCAUUUCAUCAAGUUCCGAGGCAGGCCUGUGCAUAUGGCCGGCGAAUCUUACGGGGGUAAAUACAUUCCCGUCUUUGCCUCAAAAAUCUAUGAUCAAAACACGAAGCUCGUUGAGGCUGGCCUAACCCCUGUCAACUUGACAUCCGUCGUGAUAGCGAAUGGCUGUACGAACGUCGAGCACUGGACGACCUCAACGUACGACGUGCUCUGUCAAGACCCGGACUUCCCUCAGCUCGCUAGCAUUGAGGCAUGCGUUCGAUUGAAGCAAAUGGUACAACGUUGCAAGAAGAGCUACCAAAAGUCUUGCGUCGAUACGCUAGAUCUGAUCGACUGCUCUCAUACAGCCAUCGAUCUCUGCUGGAAGCUCAAAGUUUCGAAUUACGACCGUACACGUCCCUGCUCUGACGGAGGCAACAUUGACCUCUGCUACCCGCGGCUUCUAAAUAUCGACGGACUCCUCAGUCAAGACGAGGUACAGAUUGCCCUCGGAGCAGAUCCGAGAUUCCGCGGCGCCUACAGCUACAAGUCGAACGCUGUGGGCGAGGCCUUCGGAUCCUCAUUCGAUAUCAUCAGCUUCCGCGCCGAGGAUUACCUCGCCGCACUACUCGAGCGAGGCAUCCCGGUGCUCCUCCUUGUCGGGGACACCGACUUAAUGUGUAACAGGAUCGGCAUCGAGCGCACGACGAUGGAGCUCGAAUGGUCCAGGAGUGGAGAGUUCCGCCCCUUGCCUCUUCGGACGUGGACUGCGAACGGCCAUGUCGCGGGCGAAACGCGGAGCGGAGGUGGACUGACAUAUGCUACUCUCCACGGCGCCGGCCAUAUCGCACCGGGAGAUAAACCUGUGGAGGCACUGACACUGAUCAACCGGUGGCUGUCCGGGAAAGCCCCGUGA
Epithele typhae is the source of this 1458-nucleotide messenger RNA. RefSeq names its product serine carboxypeptidase. The transcript has 12 exons. Gene Ontology annotation, biological process: proteolysis. The record is from RefSeq and is a predicted model, not a curated record. Gene Ontology annotation, molecular function: serine-type carboxypeptidase activity. Gene Ontology annotation, cellular component: fungal-type vacuole. The coding region runs from base 1 to 1458 and encodes 485 amino acids. Lineage: Eukaryota; Fungi; Basidiomycota; Agaricomycetes; Polyporales; Epitheliaceae.